UUGUGUCAUUAUUAUUAUUAUUAUUCGACGAAACUCGAUAUGUCACAUUAUGAGAUGUCACCUCCAGCUGUCUCGAGAUGACGUUUCCUCGAAAAAUCAACAGUCACGAUGCAUAGACUGUCUAGAGUAGAGAUCAACAUCACGGAUACGAUAUACUUUGUAAACCGAUCUUAAGGCCUCCCACUUCACUCGAGAUCCACGAAGUCGCAAGUCAUGUGACACAAAUUUCAAUAACAAAUGUUAUUAAUAAAUGGAUAAAUUAUAAAUUAUUAGCCUAUCAGUAUACGUGUAUCACGUACUAUGAAAUGAACUUAUGAGAAAGAACGAUCGCAAUUUAAGGAGGAUUACCGAAGACGCGGCACGAUGACAAACACAGGAGGUAAAGUAGUCGCCAAUCUGCGAGAAAAGUUCGUGUCGCCGAACGUAUUACGGUGGUUCCCAGGACAUAUGACGAAGGGUCUGCGACAGAUGCAACAACGAUUGAAAAAUGUUGAUUGCAUCCUAGAGGUUCACGACGCGCGGGUACCGAUUUCUGGACGUUACGCAGACUUUAGCAGGACCUUGAUCGGCGUGAAGCCGCAUAUAAUCAUCUUAAGCAAAAAAGAUCUAACGGACAGGAAACAAACUGAAAGUGUAAUCUCUACGUUAAACAGGGAAGGGCUGUCCAACAUGAUCCUUACAAACCUCAAAGAUGAUCAGUGCAAAGGCAUGAAGAAGAUUUUAUCCUUAGCCAAGAAAUUGAUAUUAGAUUCAAAUCGUUACAAUAGAAUGGAGGAGGAAUCAUAUUCCAUGAUGGUCAUCGGUGUGCCCAAUGUUGGAAAGUCCUCUCUGAUUAAUCGUUUGAGAAGCAAUCAUCUUCAUUUGGGCAAGGCUACUCAGGUCGGUGGAGUAGCUGGUAUCACGCGUUCCGUAUUGACCCAUAUAAAAAUAUCGGAGGAUCCAACAGUAUAUUUGAUUGACACCCCAGCGAAAAUGUUUGCGAGAGUAACAUUUUAUCCAACUUUGUUUUACAACGUUGUUAUGGAAAAGAUCACAACUCGAAAUUGGUACGAUAGGAUAGACGAGACUGUCAUACUGGGCGCCUUACCAUUCCGACGAUCGACGAAACAGUUGAUUGACGAUGAAAACAUUAAGGCUGUCGUAUCCAUGAAUGAAGAUUAUGAAUUAUCUUUAUUAUCCAAUACGGAGAAGGAAUGGCGCAAGCACAACGUAGAAUUUCUGCAAUUGUCUACAACAGACAUAUUUCAAGCACCUUCUCAAGAAAAACUACAGAAUGGUGUAAAUUUUAUUAAUAAAUUUCGCAAUGUAUCAAGCAGAAAAUUGGGUGACAGAGAUAUCGUCGAUGGUCGCAAUCAACCUGGCACAGUUUACGUUCAUUGUAAAGCAGGAAGAACAAGAAGCGCAACACUCGUCGCGUGUUAUUUAAUAACAAAAAAUAAUUGGACGCCUGAACAAGCAGUGGAUUAUUUGCGAAUAAAGAGACCACAUGUACUGCUCCAUACAGCACAAUGGUCAGCGCUAAAACAAUUUUAUACGAGACAUAUACAAACUACAUCAUAGCUAAUAUUUUUUAUAUAUUAUUUUAUUGAUACUAUAAAUUUAUAUGAAUAGAAUGGAAAUGUAUAAUAAAUAAAAAUUAUUU
Molecule: messenger RNA, 1642 nt
Organism: Pogonomyrmex barbatus (red harvester ant)
Lineage: Eukaryota; Metazoa; Arthropoda; Insecta; Hymenoptera; Formicidae
Gene: PTPMT1
Product: protein tyrosine phosphatase, mitochondrial 1
Biological process (GO): protein dephosphorylation
Molecular function (GO): phosphatidylglycerophosphatase activity; phosphatidylinositol-4,5-bisphosphate 5-phosphatase activity; GTP binding
Source: RefSeq, a predicted model, not a curated record